This is a messenger RNA of Ascoidea rubescens DSM 1968, 2871 nucleotides long. RefSeq names its product Aro80p (gene ARO80). Gene Ontology annotation, cellular component: nucleus. Gene Ontology annotation, biological process: aromatic amino acid catabolic process; DNA-templated transcription; positive regulation of transcription by RNA polymerase II. The record is from RefSeq and is a predicted model, not a curated record. The annotation marks the transcript as partial. NCBI's taxonomy places the organism in Eukaryota, Fungi, Ascomycota, Saccharomycetes, Ascoideales, Ascoideaceae. The transcript has 5 exons. Gene Ontology annotation, molecular function: DNA binding; zinc ion binding; DNA-binding transcription factor activity, RNA polymerase II-specific.
AAACACUUUAAAAGAAACUACAAAGCUUGCUUAAACUGUAGAACAAGAAAGGUCAAAUGCGACUUGGGCUCUUUAGAUGCUCCCCAUGAUCCUCCCUGUGCAAGAUGCAAAAGAGAAAGAAGAGAGUGUGUCUUUGCUGAGUCCAGAAGAGGUGGCUCUAAUAUAGCAAACUUCAAAAAGAGAAGGAAAAUUAGAGACACCAAACUAAACAUUCACCAUUUCUCAAAAGAUCAAAACUGGCCCCCGAACCCAGAUAUCCCCAUAGAGAAUCACUUAACCAACAGCAAAAACACAAACCAAACAAAUAACAUCCCUCACCAAACUCCUGCGCAUUACUCUUCUUUCUAUCAAAACAAUAAACAUGGCUCCUCUGAAUUAUCAACUAUGCAGGGUGCCUUAAUCUUUCUAGCUAAAGCUGCCGGAACAAUUGCAAGAGCAGAUGAAAGAGAUAGAAUUGAUGGAAGAGCAAAACAUGACAGUUUUGGCUCAAAUCAAAUCAGCAUUUCAAACUCAAAUUCAACCUCAAGUGUCAAUUUGGAUAAUCAGCCUCAUGCUCAAAUUCAAAAUAUAAACCAAAAUCAACUGAAUAGCCCAUAUUAUGCCAAUAAUCCUAAUCAUCAAAACACCUCUGAUGACAGUUCAAUUGAUUCAGAGAAAGUUACUAACAACUCAAAGGAAAUUUUAAAUUUUCCUUACACUUCAAAUAUUCCUCCCUUGAUACGACCUUCAAAUUCAAACACUCCCUCAAGAUUAGAAAUGCCACCAAUUGACAGCACUAACAGAGUUCGUCUCAAGCCUUCAGCAAAUUUAUCUGAUUUUGAAUUUAUUGGCUCAACUAAAAACGAUCUAAUCACUGAAAAGGAAGCCAGAUUUCUUGUAGAAUUAUAUUUUAUCAAUAUGCAUCCAUUUUUCCCUUAUAUUCCUCCAGAAUUGAGAUCUGCAAAUAUAUUGCCGAAUUAUCCCAUCCUACUAUAUGCAAUCUUAACUAUUUCAGCACGAUAUCAUCCUUUCGAAGAUGAACUCAUCAACGAAAAUAAUAAUACAAAAUUCACUGAAAACGAUACUGAUACUGCUAAUAAUAAAAAUAAAAAUAAAAAUAAAACUAAUAAUAAUAAUAAUAAUAAUAAUAAUAAUAAUAAUAAUAAUAAUGAUAAUAAUAAUAAUGAUAAUAAUAAUAAUAAUAAUAAUAAUAAUGAUAAUAAUAAUAAUAAUAAUUCUAUCCAUGAAAGACUAUGGGUUCAUUGUCAAAGAUUGAUUUCACAAACAGUUUGGGCUGAGGCAUCCACCAGAUCUGUUGGAACUGUAUUGGCAUUUUUGCUAUUUACCGAAUGGAAUCCAAGAGCUAUUCAUUGGAGAUGGUGUGAUUAUGCCAACAAACCCGAAGACAUUAAUGAUGAUAUAAAUGAUACAAAUGGUAACAACUUAUCUAAAACUAACGAAGAAUCUUUAGCUGGCUUGGGUGCAAUGAGAAGAAGCAGUCGGAUGGCUUGGAUGCUUGUUGGAAGUGCCAUUAGAUUAGCACAAGAUAUGGGCUUUAUGGAAACUAGUUCAAGAAUUUUUGUUGCAACUCAUAUUUCAGAGACUACUACAACCAUGAAUUUGGGUCAAAGAAGUAUGUUAUCACAAUCCCUAGCCGAAUCUAACUUUAAUGAAGAUGAAGAUGAUAAUCUAUUUGAUAACUUUUAUGAUUCAGAUCAGAAAGAAAAUUGUUUGGUUUUGAAUGGUGAUGAGGAGACUUUAAGAUCAAGAAUACACGCUCCAUUGAAAUUCACCACAUAUCAAAGAGCUAAUGUUGAAUUAUUAAAAAUUAUGUCUUUGGGUUAUGAAUCACUUUAUUCUUCAAAAUCACUUGAAACUUUAAAUCAAAGACAAAAUCUUGCAAUUUUAGGCAUUCUUUCACCCUUGUUAGAAAAUUGGGGAGCAAAAUAUAAAAAAUUAUUAAUUCCAUCCAAUCCUAAAAAUUUUCAUCAUCACAAUUCUAAUCAUAAAUAUAGCUCAUCCACUGCUAUUCAUUUAAGUAAAAGACAACAAAAAGAUCUAAGCGUUGCAAUUGAUCAUGAAUCUUUAAGAUUUGACUAUUAUUAUUGUCAAUUAUACAUUUAUUCAUUGGCUAUCAAUACCAACGAUCAAAUUACAAGUGCGAGUAAUUCCAAAAAGAAAAAUUUAAGAUUAGAUGAAUUAUCCAAAGCAGCAAAAUAUGUCGAGCUAGCAUUCAAUGCUGCAAAGGAAGUAUUGGCAUCAACGACCAGAAUUCAUAAAAUAAAAAUGCUCAAAUUUAUGCCGGUAAGAUGGUCUACAAGAAUUGUUAGAUCUGUUGCUUUCGUGGUUAAAUGCUAUAUGAAAUUAAUUAAUACUGCUAAUGUUAGCUCUAUCGAUCCUGCAUCUAGCACUAUUAUUGCUUUAUCUGUAAUUCCAACUGAUGAUAUUAUUCAAACUGUGCAAAGAGCUGCUAUAAUUCUUAGAGAAGCUUCACCAGAUGAAUUACAUCUUUGUACCAGGUAUUCCACUAUUCUUAUGUAUCUUUGUUCUGAGAUGAAGACAAGGUCUAAAGUGAAUAUUUCUAAUGUCAAUGAAAAUGAUAAACUUGAUAACACAGAUCCAAAUUUUGAAAACAGUAAUCCAAAUGCAAUUGAUCUGGCUGAGAUCAAACGAACAGAAAAUAUUAGUGUUUCUCAAUACCAGAAUAAUUCUACAAACUUAAAUCCAAACCAAUCUACAAAUUUGGAAGAUCAAAAUAGAAUUAAUUAUCUUUCUGAAAAUGAUUUUUUUCCUACACAGUUUCCCGACAAUAUAUUGGACUGGUUUAUGAAAGACACUGCAAGUGUGGGUUUAGAUUUUGUUGAACCAUGGACAGAAAUGAUAGAACAGCAG